Molecule: messenger RNA, 1599 nt
Organism: Nematolebias whitei (Rio pearlfish)
Lineage: Eukaryota; Metazoa; Chordata; Actinopteri; Cyprinodontiformes; Rivulidae
Product: cytochrome P450 2J6
Biological process (GO): xenobiotic metabolic process
Cellular component (GO): cytoplasm; intracellular membrane-bounded organelle
Molecular function (GO): heme binding; iron ion binding; oxidoreductase activity, acting on paired donors, with incorporation or reduction of molecular oxygen, reduced flavin or flavoprotein as one donor, and incorporation of one atom of oxygen
Source: RefSeq, a predicted model, not a curated record
AGUGGAGCGUAAACACCAAAGGCUUGAAUCGAGCGUGCACGGCACCAAGCAGACCUGACCUCAUCUGAAGCACGUUCCCAUCAACAUGUGGCUUUAUAACUUUUUACUGAGCUUCGACCUGAAGAGUCUCUUCUUGUUCUUGUUUCUGUUCCUUCUCAUCGCAGACUUCUUGAAAAACAGGAAACCACCAAACUUCCCUCCAGGGCCGAGGGCGCUGCCCUUCGUGGGGAACAUCUUGGAGCUGGACAGCAAACAUCCACAAGAACACUUUGCCAAGCUGGCUGAACGUUAUGGGAACGUCUUCACCGUUCGCUUCGGCAGAGACACCAUGGUGAUCGUGUGGGGCUACAAGAUGGUGAAGGAGAGCAUAGUGGCUCAGGCCGAGAACUUUGUGGACCGGCCGUACAACGCUGUGGCUGACAGGUUCUACUCUGAACCUGAAGCUGGUCUCUUCAUGAGCAAUGGUGAAAAAUGGAAGAGACAGCGACGGUUCACUCUGUCCACCCUACGCACCUUCGGCCUGGGCAAGAACAUGCUGGAACAGAACAUCUGCGAGGAGAUCCGAUACCUGCAGGAGGAACUGCAGAGGGAGCGAGGUAAACCGUUCACUCCGGCUGGUCUCUUCAACAACGCCGUGUCCAACGUCAUUUGUCAGCUGGUCAUGGGGAAAAGAUUUGACUACAGCGACCACAGCUUUCAGAUCAUGCUGAAGUACAUGUCCGAUUCAAUUUGGUUGGAGGGGAGCGUAUGGGGUCAGAAAAAGUCCAGGCAGAGAUUGACAAUGUGAUCGGACAGGUCCGGCAGCCCUCAAUGGCCGACAGACCAAACUUGCCGUACACUGAUGCCGUCAUCCAUGAGAUCCAGAGGUUUGGAAACAUAGUGCCUCUGAAUGGACCCAGGGUCGCUGCCAAGGACACAACUCUGGGUGGUUACUUUAUACCAAAGGGAACAUCUAUAGUGCCUGUCCUGACCUCUGUGCUGUUUGACAAGACUGAAUGGGAAACUCCAGACACCUUCAAUCCCGGACACUUUCUGGAUGCAAAUGGAAAGUUUGUGAAGAAAGACGCCUUCCUGCCCUUCUCUGCAGGGAAACGUGUGUGCCUUGGAGAAGGCCUCGCCAAGAUGGAGCUGUUCCUGUUUUUGGUCGGCUUACUGCAGAAGUUCACCUUCUCUGCUCCUGAAGGAGUCGAGCUGAGCACAGAAGGAGUAACUGGAUUUACUCGCGUUCCUUCACCCUACAAGGUUCAUGCCAAAGCUCGCUGAGUUACGCAACCUUGCACCGAGUCCUUUUCAACUCCAGAGAAAACUGAGUAAAAAGGUUUCAGCUGAAUAAGCUGUUAUUUUACCGCCUCUGUACUUUAGUGUUGUAAAAUCGCUGCCCUCGAGUAAAAGCUGUUAAAAUCGCUUCAGUUAAGCAUGUUGUGCUGAGUUACAGUUAUUUUUCCACAAUAAUAUUACUCUGUUAGUGCAGGUCAACCUGUAUUAACUGACGAAAAUGAUUUCAGACCUAUUUGCAUCGAAACAUAAACUGUAAUCAACUCUGGUUGUUUUAAUUCCAUAAAAAGACACCAUAAUAAAAUAUUCAUAUUCAACAUACAA